This is a messenger RNA of Kazachstania africana CBS 2517, 1131 nucleotides long. It is a transcript of the gene ARC40, whose product is annotated as Arc40p. The transcript has a single exon. Gene Ontology annotation, molecular function: actin filament binding. The record is from RefSeq and is a predicted model, not a curated record. The coding region runs from base 1 to 1131 and encodes 376 amino acids. NCBI's taxonomy places the organism in Eukaryota, Fungi, Ascomycota, Saccharomycetes, Saccharomycetales, Saccharomycetaceae. Gene Ontology annotation, biological process: Arp2/3 complex-mediated actin nucleation. Gene Ontology annotation, cellular component: actin cytoskeleton; Arp2/3 protein complex.
AUGUCUGCUGAUAGAUCAGUUCAAUCAAUUUUCAAAUUAACAAAAGCACCAAUUUAUUCUCACUGUUUCAGUGCGGAUAAGUCAAUUCUGGCAAUUACUCAUGAAAACGAAUGUUUAAUUUACAGAAUGAAUGACUCUUCUCAGCCUCAAUUGGUCGGUACUUUGAAGAAUCAUGACAAGACCGUCACUGCUGUUGAUAUUUCAGUUCAUGGCCGUAUUAUUACGUGUUCUCAAGAUCGUAAUGCGUACGUUUGGGAGCCUUUAAGUGAUGGUACCUACAAACCAACUUUAGUUCUUUUACGUAUUAAUAGAGCAGCAACUGCCGUUCAAUGGGCGCCAAAUGGUUACAAAUUUGCUGUUGGGUCUAGUGCAAGGAUUAUUGCGGUAUGUUAUUACGAACAUGAGAAUAAUUGGUGGGUUUCUAAGCAUAUCAAGAAGCCAAUUAAAUCGACUAUUAACUGCGUGUCUUGGCAUUCAAACGGUGUUUUAUUGGCUGCAGGUGGUACUGACGGCUAUAUGAGAGUCUUUUCUGGUUUCAUUAAGGGUUUGGACACCAAAGAGUCUGUAGCCAAUUCUCCGUGGGGUGAUAAGUUUCCUUUUGGUUCUUUAGUCAGAGAAGCAUAUCAAGGUGCUUACAUUCAUGAUGUUCAAUGGCGUAGCAACGUCGAACAAGUUGCUUACGUGGCACAUGAUGGUACUUUGAAUAUUUUAGAUGCCAAUAACAAUGUUUCUUCUAUCAAUGCUCCUGAUGGAUUACCAUUCAAGACAUUAUUAUGGAUCAAUGAUAAUGAGAUCCUUUGUGGUGGUUAUUCGCGUCACCCAGUCCUAUUUUCUAGGGCUUCUAAUGGUUGGAAGUUUGCAAAGGACUUGGAUAAGGGAUCUGGUAGCGCAGAGCAAGAACCAGCUGUAACUUCAAAUGGUGAAGAUGAGGAAGAAAACCAAACAUUUGGCAUUUCUGCCCUAAGAAAGUUCAAAGAAUUGGAUUUGAAAGGUAAAGUAAGCACAAACACUAAGGAAAGUGCACAUGACAAUGCAAUUGCUGGAUUUGUUCCAUUUGUUGAAUCUAAUGGACAUGUCCAGCAAGUCUCGUCCUGUGGUCUAGACGGUAAAGUCGUUACUUAUAAUAUUUGA